Theileria parva strain Muguga is the source of this 3139-nucleotide messenger RNA. RefSeq lists its product as uncharacterized. Lineage: Eukaryota; Apicomplexa; Aconoidasida; Piroplasmida; Theileriidae. Bases 66 to 3122 code for a protein of 1018 amino acids. The record is from RefSeq and is a predicted model, not a curated record. The transcript has a single exon.
AAUAUUUGUAAAUUAAACUGGGUUACACAUUUUUUGUUUAUUACCUUAAUUUUGAAUAAAGGAUAAUGACGCUCUCUGGAAUGAAACAGGUGGUUGAAACGUUUGAUGUUUCAGAAUCUACCUCUUCAUCUAAAUCUUGGAGUUCUGAAAAUAUCGCAAAUAAAGAGAAAGAGCUUUUAGAGGAUAAUAAUUUGUACGACGUUGAAUCUAUAACUAGUGAUUCUUCUGUCUAUGAAGAAUUUGACGAUUUUGACCCUUCCAACUUUAGAUUAACUCCUCAGAACACUAUUUCCCCUAAGCGUGAAGCUGUUAAUACCACUAAUAGUAGUAGCGCUGAUGAAGCCAUGAGCAGCGAGUUUAAAUCUGUCGACAGUUAUGAGUCCUUUUACGUUUUAUCACUUGAGAAUCAAAACGAACCCUCAAAUAAAAUCACUAAUACUAAUAAUUCUGUUAGCACUAAUCACAAUGUGGAUAUUAGUUAUAAGGAUAAAGUACCUGUUGAUGUAGAUGAGGAAAGUAUGGUUGUAGAUGUAGAAGACCCUGAGUUGGAUGUAGAAAUGGAACUUGACAAUGUUAUGACUGAGAUUGAUGCAGGUAACGUAAGUUUUGACGCCGCUGGUUCUUCAGCCUUUGUAAACACAACCAACACUUAUACUAAUACCAACAAUGAUACUAAUAAUAACACUGAUAAUGUUUGUGGUACUAUGGUUAACACGGUAAACCAUGACUCUGUAGAAAAUGACGUAGUUAUGGAAUCUGAAGACGAGUUGGAUAGUCUAAAGUUGCAAAAGUACUUGAAAAGCCAAAAAAUAACAGAGAUUUGUAAGAGGCUAAAGGCUGAUUUGAAGGGUACAAAAUACACAGAUGAGAAGUAUGCCUGUUUCUCAGAGCGGGUUUACAACUAUAUCUCAGACCUAAAGUCAUACUCGUCUAUUAGUAGUCAGGAUCCUACCACCACUACCUCAACUUUAACCUCAGUAGAUCUUAAACCUCUUUCUACAGACUCAACCAACUCAUUAGAUGACUCUGCAUAUGAUCUAGUUUCAGCCCGUGAAGCCCUUGUGUUUGAUACUCAACCCCCAAAUAGGGAUCAACCUCCAUCUACUCAACCAACUGAUAAUACUACUAACAUUGAUAAUACUAAUAAUACUAUUAAUAACGCAGAUAAUGCAGUUUUCAGAAGUGAAUUUGAAGUGGAGUUUCAGGAUUUCAUCAACAAGCAUAGACACCUGAUUAAUCAAUCAUUUGACUCAUCUGCAGACACUGUGGAUACUGUAGAUAACAGAAAAUCAAACCAAAAGGAGAUUCAGGAAGUGUUCAAAAAUAAGGAAACAACUGCCAAUGUUGAGGAUAGUGAUAAGAUUGAUUUGGAAACUGAAAGCUAUCAUGGACUAGAGUCAGUGAUGUCAAGUUCUUGUAUUAACUUGGUUUUCAGUUGUUUGCGAAGUAUUAAAAUAGCCGUGGGAGAUAACUUGCAUGAACAUAACGUUUACACAGGCACUAAGAAGUUUAUGAGUAAAUUCUUGGAAAUUCUCAGGAAGUUAAACGUUUUGGAGAAGAAGCUGAAAAAUGACUUUUUAGCCCUGGAAAAUAACGAUUAUAACUUGGAACUUACGAGAAACGGGUUUCUCACCUUAAUGAAGGUAAAUAACAGGCUUUUGACUCUUUACAACAACUACAAAGAUCAUGAGAAUUUACAAAGAGACUCAAUAAGACUUAAAAUUGAUGGGAUUUCCCUAUUAAGAAGUGAAAUCUUGUCAAAACUUGAACAAACUCAAAUGAACACCAAGGUUUCAGAUGUUAAAGAAACUUUGUUAGCUAGGGAAAAUAGACUUGAAGACAUAUAUAAUGAAACUGGUUUCUUUGUACUACCACUCAACUAUCACAACUCAUAUCAAAAUAUUUUAUACCUUUUCAACUUCAACUAUUAUACCAAAGUCAGUAAGUCUUAUCAGAUUUCUCCCCCAAACACCGCUACACUCAAUAAUAAUAUUAAUACUCCUAAAAAUACCAACGCUCUGGAUAAAACUAAUAAAUCUGUAAACAAUAACACUUUGUAUAAAGAUGAAUUGUUUCCAGAUGUAACAAAAGAGAUGUUAGAUAAGCUUAGGGUUUUGGAUCACCUGCCCUUUAAGCCUGUUAAACUAGUUCCUGACUUGGAACUUAAGUUGUUUUUAUGGUUUCAGAACUCAAACACCAGUAGCUCCAACGCACUGAAUAACACAGUGUUUAAUAAUUUUCUUAGCCCAAUUGCUAUUUCAAGCUCAAGUUCUACAAGCUCAAAUAAUCUAAACCUAAGUCCGUAUGCUAACUCGGUAAACCACAACCCAGCCACAAGUAACUUAUUUAAUAAUACACACAGCUCCAAUAAUGGGCAACAGUAUCAAAAAAAUAACUCACUGGAGACUGUUAUAAACUUGGAUGUGGAUGAAAAUAACUAUAUCGAUUUGUUUACCGUGAGAAAUGAUCUAAAGUUAGUAUUAUACUGUCCAAUGCACAAGGACGUGCCCUAUUACAGGUUUAAAAGUGACCUUGUGCAGUAUUAUAACCACUUUUUAAACUCUAAAAUGGUGGAAUUUGCUGAGGAUGUUAUUGAAAACGUUCAGCUGGUAGAAUUGCUUAACCAUGUAAUGGAACUAACUCGUGAUAUAAAUCAUAAAUUCGUAAGUAACUUGAAUAUGUUCCACAGCUUGACACAACUCUCUACUAACUACUAUUAUCUAUCGCAAUGGUCUGGCGAUUCAAGCAAUUCUAGUCUAUCUAACGGAACAGUGAAUCAACAGAAUAGUUUAUUUGUGAAAGAAAGAGUACUAAAGUUGAUGUUGACUUUUAAGAACAACAUGCCCUGCUUGUGGUGUCUGGUGUAUUUCAACUUUAACACUGGGAAAUCCAAAAAUCCCAGUCCAAAUAACCCUAAAUUCACCAACAGAUACUUUGCUGAAAAGAAUUUACUGGUGAGCGGGAUCAAGUUUGAGUUUGUUCAUAAACUUAAUAAGUCACUCAGUGCCAAGUACCAGGCUGGGCUAGACCAGAUUAAUAGGCUAAUCAGCACGCCUGGUACUCCUAAGGAUAUAAUAGAACACAUCACUGGAACCUUAAACUCACAGGAAUACUAUAUGUAAUAUACCUACCAAUCUAA